Molecule: messenger RNA, 893 nt
Organism: Anoplophora glabripennis (Asian longhorned beetle)
Lineage: Eukaryota; Metazoa; Arthropoda; Insecta; Coleoptera; Cerambycidae
Exons: 3
Coding region: 191-646 (151 amino acids)
Source: RefSeq, a predicted model, not a curated record
UGCUGGAGGUCCUGAUUUGUUAGGAAAUGUUUAUACACCAAGAGGAAAUAUACAAGUUCAGUCACCAUAUUUGGAAGUGUCAGCCUUUAAUCCAAGAGCAAAGUUAUCAGCCACAGGCAAGAAAGCGGAUAAAAAAGUAGAUUCUGCUGCUGCUUUAGGUUCAUUAAAGGAAACAAGAACUACACUUUGGAUGCCAUGGAAAAAACAGAGCCGUCCUUUCUCUCCAGAUAAAAUGGUCAUCCCACUUCCUGUGCCACAUCCUGCCCACAUAGCUGUUACAAUUUAUAACCGAGAUUCUGAUGAUCCCAUACCUCUGGAGUCUGACAUUUGUCAAAAUAUUUUAAGGGGCAUAGAGGAAAGCCAUGCUUCUCCAGAUGACAGUGGCAUAGGCAGAUUUAGAGGAGGAGGAGAUUCCUUUGAGGCCACCAGCUCAAGUUCUGACACUCUCGACAGUCCACAACUAGAUGCCAUGGAACUAAAUCGUCACUCUUCUGAGGGAGUAUAUCAGUGGACUUUAAGUAACUGGGGUCAACGUAAGCGCAAUAAUUCAGAUAGUGUUCGAGUCGAUCUUGCUAGUCCCGAAGAUGUUACUUUAGACAGCGAUAGCACUAGAGUGGUUUUUAGUACCUAUGGGACAACAGUUUGAAGUGUUUUUUUUUUUAUAUUAAAGUUAUUGAUGCUCUCUAAAAGGCUUUUUAUUCUAUAAGUUAUUGCUUCAGUUCAUUAAUAAUAUUAUUAGAAAGGUGCCUCAAAAUGCAUACAUAGCUUUAUCAAUAUUUCAGAUAUUAAAAUUAAUAAAGUACAAGUACAAUCUAUAUCAAAUUAGGCAGUACUUGUAUGUACUAAGUCAUUAAAUGGUAAUUAUAAUAUUACUAUUAUUGAACAUGUCUGGU